AUAAAAACGGGGGGGGGGGGGAGAACCGGGAGCUCUCGCGAGAUCGGCGCGCUCGGGCCUCCGCUUCCGGCGGCGGGAGCGGUGCAGAGUCAGCUGCGGGCGGGGGCGCCACCGGCACCGGCACCGGCACCGGCUCCAGGAUUUGGCCUCGCCGUCAGCAGCGCCGCCGUCACCAUGGGCAACAUCUUCGGGAACCUGCUGAAGAGCCUGAUCGGGAAGAAGGAGAUGCGGAUCCUGAUGGUGGGGCUGGACGCCGCCGGCAAGACCACCAUCCUCUACAAGCUCAAGCUGGGCGAGAUCGUCACCACCAUCCCCACCAUCGGGUUCAACGUGGAGACGGUGGAGUACAAGAACAUCAGCUUCACCGUGUGGGACGUGGGUGGGCAGGAUAAGAUUCGGCCCCUCUGGCGGCACUACUUCCAAAAUACCCAGGGGCUGAUUUUCGUGGUGGACAGCAACGACCGGGAGCGGGUGAACGAGGCGCGGGAGGAGCUGAUGCGGAUGCUGGCGGAGGACGAGCUGCGGGACGCCGUCCUCCUCGUCUUCGCCAACAAGCAGGACCUGCCCAACGCCAUGAACGCGGCGGAGAUCACGGACAAGCUGGGGCUGCACUCCCUGCGCCACCGUAACUGGUACAUCCAGGCCACCUGUGCCACCAGCGGGGACGGGCUCUACGAGGGUCUCGACUGGCUCGCCAACCAGCUCAAAAAUAAGAAGUGAGCAGGCGGCCGCCGGCCCCGGCCCCCCCUCCCCGCACGCCCCACCCGGCCCCCCAAACCCCCGGGGGCUUUGCCAGGCCCCCCCUGGCCGGCCGGGGCCACCCCUUCCCUGCGCCCCCGGCCGCCCCCUCCCCGCCCCGGUUGGGUUUUGCUUUCUUCUGGCACCGGUUGCUGUGGGGUUUUGCCUCUUUUCUCUGGGGUCUUCGCGGUUCCCCUCGGAUCUCGUGUGUGCGUGCGUGGAAAUAUAUCUAUAUAUAAAGUAUCUGGGGGGCCGGGGGCCCCCCCCUGCUGGGGCCGGGGGCAGAGCCCUGGGGAGGGGGACAGGGAAGGGGCCCACGCAGGGUCGGGGGCGUGCUGGGGCGCCUCGUUCCCGUCCCCCUCCCCGUGCAUGUCCCCGUCCCCCAUCCCCUUCCUGUGGACCAAAUGUGGGGGCCCCCAGGGCAGGCGUGGGGGCAGCGGGGCCUUGUGGGGAGGGGACAUUGGGACCACCCUUCACCCCCAGAACGUCUCCCAGCCCCGUAUGCCCCCCCCCCCACCCGGGGGUCCCACACGUCCCCAGCCCCCCGAUGUCACUUCGAGGCAGGUCUCCUCCCCGCGGCGCGACCCCCGGGGUGUGUGUGGGGGGGAACGGGGCGGUCCCUGCGGCUGUGCCCUCUCCCCCGGCCGCCUGCACCCCCACCCCAUGCCAGCAUAGUGAUUGUAUGUCCCUGCCCCUCACGGACGGACGGACGGACGGACGGCCCCGUACUGUAGCCCCCCGCCCCCCCCCUCCCCGGCACUGUAUUUAUACCCCUGGUCUGUGCUUGGUGUGACGUGUCGCUGCGGCUCUGCCCCGUCCGGGGACGUGUGUACUU
Messenger RNA from Anas platyrhynchos (mallard), 1573 nucleotides. It is a transcript of the gene ARF3, whose product is annotated as ARF GTPase 3. The record is from RefSeq and is a predicted model, not a curated record. Gene Ontology annotation, molecular function: GTP binding; GTPase activity. NCBI's taxonomy places the organism in Eukaryota, Metazoa, Chordata, Aves, Anseriformes, Anatidae.